Messenger RNA from Oldenlandia corymbosa var. corymbosa, 819 nucleotides. The record is from the annotation of a GenBank genome assembly. Lineage: Eukaryota; Viridiplantae; Streptophyta; Magnoliopsida; Gentianales; Rubiaceae.
AUGAUUGUGUACAUUGAACAAAUAUUGGUCCAAAUUGCUCAUUUCUCUUGCUGGCGCUGGUAUACUGAUACUCUGUUUCCACCGGAAUCCAUGGCCGAUGAUGGCCAACAGGCUGUGUUGGAGGAUGAGGAGGCUGUUAGCCUACUGUUACAUCUCCGCCCCAAAUUGGAUCCUGCUUCUCCCGAGUUCCUAGAUGCCACUCUGGGAUUCCUUUCUACCACAGGCUCUUAUGAUGCUGAUGAUGACGACGAUGUCCCUCUGAUGCAAGAGUACCUGAAGAUGGAUGAGAAAAUAAUGGGUGAUAUUGGUUUAGUCGGACGCAUUAAAGGUAUUUAUAUGGAUGCAUCAGCAUACAAGGGUAGUCUUUUGCCCAAGGAUGACCGGGAAUUUGCGUUUGGUAUCUUCAUUCCAAGGAUGUGGUAUCUUAAAGCUGAGAUUUUCGUGGAAAUCACUGCCACCCUCCGGCAACAUUUCCAGCAAGUGGACCAGACCUCUUGCUGGACAGAUUCUAUGGAUGACCUAAAGAAUGCCCUUCUUCAAAGGUCCAAGUUCCUGCAAGAGAAUGCUCAUGUGGACGGAACCAGAAACAGAACCCUACGUUGCAUCUAUCAAUAUCUGCAACAACUUUUCUGCUUGGAUGACCAUCUGGAAGCCGUGCAGCAGAUCAUCUGUGAAAGACUCCUAGACGAAGAUGAAGAAAGUUCGUUGGAGUUCAUUGAAAGAUUUCCUAAGCAGCUCCAAUCAAUCAUUGGUGAUGAGGAUGCCUACAGGCUGGCCGCCAAGGUCUGCGGUUUCAGAAUUGAUUAUGUGAAAGAAUGA